Molecule: messenger RNA, 816 nt
Organism: Castor canadensis (American beaver)
Lineage: Eukaryota; Metazoa; Chordata; Mammalia; Rodentia; Castoridae
Source: RefSeq, a predicted model, not a curated record
AUGGAAGGAAACCAAGAAAACAUAAUCCAAGCACCAUCAAUCACUAUUCUACUAGGCAUCUACUUCAUCCUCUUACAAGCCUUGGAAUAUUUUGAAACUUCAUUCACAAUCUCCGACGGCAUUUAUGGCUCAACUUUCUUCAUAGCAACAGGAUUUCACGGCCUACAUGUAAUUAUCGGCUCCACAUUCCUACUAGCAUGCCUAACUGACAACUACAAUUCCAUUUUAUAUCAAAGCAUCAUUUCGGCUUCGAGGCCGCAGCCCGAUGCUGACAUUUUGUUGAUGUGGUCUGACUGUUCCUCCAUAGAAGGUCCAACACCAGUAUCAGCCCUACUUCACUCAAGCACAACAGUCGUAGCAGGAAUCUUCCUUCUAAUCCAAUUUCACCCCCUCCUAGAAUCUAAUCAACCAAUUAUAUCAACCAUACUAUGCCUAGGAGCUAUCACAACUCUCUUCACAGCAAUCUGUGCCCUAACGCAGAACGACAUCAAAAAAAUCAUCACAUUCUCAACUUCCAGUCAAUUAGGCCUAAUGAUAGUCACCCUUGGAAUUAACCAACCCUACCUAUCAUUUCUCCACAUCUGCAAUCAUGCAUUCUUCAAAGCGAUACUAUUCAUAUGCUCAGGAUCCAUCAUCCAUAGCCUCAACGAUGAGCAAGACAUCUGCAAAAUAGGUGGAUUAGCCAAAGAUACAACAUUCACAACUUCCUCUCUGACAGUAGGAAGCCUAGCACUCACAGGCAUACCUUUCCUAACAGGAUUUUACUCCAAAGACCUUAUCAUCCAAUCCGCCAACACGUGGUACACCAACGCCUGA